This is a messenger RNA of Symbiodinium sp. CCMP2592, 1899 nucleotides long. The record is from the annotation of a GenBank genome assembly. Lineage: Eukaryota; Dinophyceae; Suessiales; Symbiodiniaceae.
AUGGCUUCAUGCCGUUGGCGAGAGCUGCUUUCCGAGCUUACAAGCGAGCUGGAACAACAAUCAUUGAAGCUUCGUGAUCUUGAGAAGGAGAACCAACGACUGAACGACAGUCGCUUGAGCCCACAUGUGGUCCAAGGGCUUUCCACCACUGUCUCGUCCGUUCUUGUGACCCAGAAGUCCACGCGACUCACAGGCCAGAGAGAUCCGAGAGAGAAGACUGUGACGAGCGUCGUUUCGACGACCCCCAAAGUGGAGGAUCUCUUCAGCAAGGACCUGAAAGAGAAGCCGCAAGUGGACGCCCAUAGCAUUCACAAGUCGCCUUUCUCCGGGGACUCGCUCGCUUCCAGCUGGAGUGACAACGGCACCAUGGUCCAUGGCGUCCACGACAAGCCAUGGUACAUUAUCGAUCCUGAGAGCUCGUGGUAUGCUUCUGGCUGGCAGAUGAUAGUGGGUGUCGCUUUGGCGUUUGUUGCCUUCCUGACACCACUCCAAAUCGGCCUCUUCGACAUCAGAUUCGACUCCAUGCUGGUCGUUAGCCUUCUUGUUGACUUCAUCUUCCUAGUGGAUCUAAUCCUACAGUUCUUUGUGAUGAUCUCGGUGUCCACCUUCCACGGUUUGAAGCGGGAAGUCCGCUUGAGCCGGGUCGGCCUGAAGUACUUGAAGACCUGGUUCUUCAUAGAUGCCCUGGCCGUCGUUCCAUGGGAUUUGAUAGGUGUCCUUCACAGCGACACCGAGACUCCGGCCGGCGCACGCGUGAUUCGUGUUUUGUGGAUGCUGAAGAUGCUACGAUUGAUGAAGCCAUCGAGGAUAAUUCACAAGAUCGAAAUCCCGUACUCAAUCCCUUACCAACAGCAGCUUGCUCUUUUCCGCUUCCUGGGCUUCUUGGUGAUCGUGUGCCACUGGCUAGCAUGCGUGUGGGCUAUGACGCUAAAGGUCGUCGAAGAGAAAUACCCGCGCUGGAUCGAUGACAUUUCCACAGUGGAUUCCAGUUUCGGUCUCUUCGAAGAUGACCGAGCGGUGCGUACGUAUAUCGCCGCAUUUUAUUUCUGCAGCUACACGAUGACAUCAGUGGGUUACGGCGAUAUCGGUCCACAGAACAUUUUGGAGCGCAUCGUGUGCACCGUGAUGGUCAUGCUUUCAGGUCUGUUUUGGGCCUACGUCAUUGGCCAAGUCUGUACGAUCGUGGCAGACAUUAGCGCCGAAAGUCAGGAGUUCCGCCACAGAAUGCACCAUCUGAACAUGAUGAUGGAAGAAGAGCACCUCCCAGAUCAGUUGAAGUCGCGAGUUCGCGAGUUCUUCGUGCACAACCGCGAUCAGGCGAGACAUUUGACGCAGCAGUCGCUGCUGGAUGCGAUGAGCCCACAGCUGAAGGCAGAAGUUGCCACGGUGGUGAACUUCCCCUGGCUGGAGCGUGUGAUCUUCUUCAAUCGUUUUGUUCGAGAGACGGAGGAACUCCAAGCCCAAGGGGUCUCUGUUGCGCCCUAUCGCGCCUGUAUUGCGGACAUUGUGCGGGAACUGAAGAGUGUGGCCUAUGCGCAGGGGGAGUUUGUCAGCAAUGUCCGUGUGCUGAGCAUCUUGUCAAAGGGCCUCGUGCUUCGGUCACACAGGCUCGAGCAUAAGGGCAGCGUAUGGGGCGAAGACUUUGUGCUCUCUGACAGAGCUCUCGUGCGCCGCGUGGACUUCUAUGCAUUGACUUACAUAGAAGUUCUGUGCCUUUCCCGCGAUGACUUCAUGGACAUCAUUGAGAAACACAGUCUCACAUGCCCUCGACUUGGGCAGAUAGUCCGUCGCUACUGUGUGCGCGUUGCUGUUCGUCGGGGAAUUCUUGCAGAAGCGAAAAGGCGUGUACAGACCAUGAGCAAGCCCCUGCCUUCCGGCACCUCUGGGCUGUCGCUAUAA